UCAAAGUGGAUUCAGGCAUUUGUAUCAUUUGCAAAUCAAAAUUAAAAUUUUUUGAUGAUCAUAAUUUGACUUGUUGAUAAUGUUUAAUCUGAUUUCUAAUAGUCCUUUAUCGGAUGUUCUUGCACCACCAGUUACUUCUUUUGAAGAAUUUCUUUAUCAUUGGAAUUCAUUCACCACAUUCUAUCGACAAGAUGAUAACGAAACUCAAGCAGAAAAGUUUCAUAUUGAAUCCACCAAUCUGGCCAACAAAUUAAUCAAAAUGACCGAUAUAAUCAUAACGGAACAAUUAGAUUGGAUGAAAAGAAAAAAGGAUUCAUCUGCUUUAUGUCCAACGUUUGAAUAUAUUUUGCAGAACAAUAUUCUUGAAACUUUAAGCAUUGUUGCUCAAACCGACACACCAAUUGGAAUAUGUCCACAUAUUCUCUUAUUUUUUACACGUUUUUUAAAUGAUUCUAAAAUUACAUUGAUUCCACACAAAUCUGUGCAUGAAUCUUUGAAUAAACUAAUUAUUAUUUGUGGCAAAAUACAGGCAAGUCCAUAUGAAACGACGGAAAUGUAUUUUUUGACAUCGCUCAUCAAAUUGAUCAAAAAUCCAGAUUUUUUGCAGUUUUUUUCAAUAAAUUCUUUUCCGUUGAUAAAUUCCUUACUGUCUUUGUUAUAUAGUGAAGAUUCUGAAAUAUCAAAAUUAGCCGGUGAUUCAAUCAUUCGAUUGAUGCAGAUAUUAGAUAAUAAUGCAGCCAGAGUGAUUGCCGAGGAAACUCCAUUUGCUUGCAAGAUUAUCGAUCAGAUCAUCAUCCAUUAUAAUGCAAUACCACAUUCACUUAAACCUGAAGAAAUUGAGACUGUUAAUUCUUUGUUGCUACAAGAACAUGAUUCUCCCUUGUUUUCGACAUCUAUAAGAAAAUUUUUAUCAUUUCUCAAAUGGUUCAUUUUCUUUGAUCUGGUGAUUCACAAUUUACUUGAAGAUUCAAUAUUGAAACAGAAUCUUUUGAAUGAAUUUGAAAAAAACUUUUUACAAGCUUGUUUGCUUUCCGAUUUGUUGGGUGAUGGCUUUGCCAAUGAAUUUGAUGCUCUCGAUAAUGUAUUCCGAGCAACAGUAUUGAUUUCCAAUUGUCUACGAAAUAUUGAAAAUUCUUCCCUUUUUGAUUUGAUAUGCCAUUUUUUGAUUUUGUCCAAUCAUAAAAACGAUUCUGUGAUUAUUAUGCCAGUAAGACCUUCCAAAAAACAUUUGCGAACAAUAUUGUUGGAACGAUGUAAUAUUUCUAACAUUAUCCGACGCGAUUUUGAACAAGAAGAUGAUCGAAUAAAAUUUCUUAAACUUUCAUCCGCAACAUUACAAUUGUUUGAAGAUAUUCUUUCGAGGCCUUCGUUUGACAUAGUCAACGAUCUUGUCAUAAAACAACUUUCAGCAAAAAGUUUUCAAAACAAUGUUGAAACAAUCGAUAUUGAUUGGUCGAUGCUGGAGAAGCCCAACGUCUGCGCCAAUAUAUCAUCUAAAUUCAAUUCAAUAAUCGUGCUCGAUCAGAUGAAUACGGUUGCAAAUGAAAUUUGUCAUCUAUCAAAUAUAAAAAAUCAAACUUUUCAUUUGGAGUUGGAUCGUCUGAUCAAGAUUUUAUAUUUGUUUACAUCAUUAGUGCCUGAUGAGCUUAAAUUCUAUAUUCAACAAGAAAGAGCUGAAUUCGAAGCUUAUCUAAAAGAAGCUGUAAAAGGAUUUCAUAUCUUUAUAUCCACAUGUUUUACCAAAUGGGAUACAGAUCGAAUUCGGCAAACUUCUGGCGAUGAUGACCAAGGUAAUGAUGACCAAUAUAAUUUUGUCGAAAUCCUUUUUGAUAAUUUGAAUUUAUUGAUAAAACUUCCGUAUGAAAUGAGUAUACAAUUAUUCUCAAUUUUGGCUAAAAUUUCUCUUGUGCCAAAUGAAUACAUAAAUAAUUACUUUCUUAAUCCUACUAUUCGUUUAAAAAAUAGUGAUGAAAGUUUAUUCAACAUUCUGCAUAAGUUGAUCGAAAGUUUACAGAUAUCGGUUAAAGGUAUUGAUCAUCUUCAUGAAAAAUUAUGUAAAACUAAAUUGAAACUUCUUGGCGAAAUGAUUCCAGCUGAGUAUGAAAAUAUCAAUCACAAUAAGGAUAAUGAUGAAAAGGAAAUGAAAAUUUUGCAGAGUCUUAUUGUGUUGGAUGAAUUCUGUAAAGAAUUAUCUUCGAUUAUUUAUGUUAAAAAUUAUACACUUAAAUUGUGCAAUGAAAAAAAAUAA
Molecule: messenger RNA, 2248 nt
Organism: Dermatophagoides farinae (American house dust mite)
Lineage: Eukaryota; Metazoa; Arthropoda; Arachnida; Sarcoptiformes; Pyroglyphidae
Product: FHF complex subunit HOOK interacting protein 2A
Source: RefSeq, a predicted model, not a curated record